UUGAUUGCUGGCGACAACAGCAAUGUGACUGCUCGUCGGUCGUCGUUCUACUGUCUACUACAGCCGGGCGCGCGGGAAUCUGCCUCCAGACCGCGGCACAUAAUGAUAUACGUGGACAGAUGACUAUGAGCAUCGACCAGAAGUUGAUGUACGCCUUCAGAGGGUGGAUAGCUUUUGUGGCCUUCAUGGACCUCGGCGUCGCCUUCCGCUCCUUCAUCGAGAAACGCUGCUUCCUCGGCGAGUACGCAGAUGACAAGUCCGACCAACUGAUAGAGCAGAAUGAUCCCACUCUGCCUCGUGUCCUAGGAAUGUACUCUAUACUGAAAGCAAUAGCACUUAUCCAUUGUACAGUUUUCAUUCACUAUAGGCCCAUUAUAAGCAUGGGGAUCUGCUCACUGUUGCUGACCAUUAUAAUGUACUUGAUGGAAGCCCUGUACUACCAGUCGGCUACGUUGAACUUCUACAUCAUCUUCCCUUGCGCUCUCAACAGUCUGACUCUCAUAGGGUUAGCUAUCUUACCACGGAGACUAUUGGAGGCCCCGUCUCUUGUAGAGGAUGAAAAUGCAGAACUUCUAAAGCAGGCGACAGCGUUCAAAAGAAGAAAAGGGCCAAAAAAAGUGAACUGAUAUUUACAAACAUUUGUAGCAAUAACUCCUGCAAUUUUGUAGGCUUUAUUUGAUUCUUGCCUUUUGUAUAUAUUGUGUUAAGAAUAGUUAUGUAUUAGUUAUUAAUGAAUUAUGUUUAUUAUUAUUACAAGAUUAGAAAAUAAAGAUUACACAAAAUUGA
Messenger RNA from Homalodisca vitripennis (glassy-winged sharpshooter), 786 nucleotides. RefSeq lists its product as uncharacterized. NCBI's taxonomy places the organism in Eukaryota, Metazoa, Arthropoda, Insecta, Hemiptera, Cicadellidae. The transcript has 4 exons. Bases 120 to 626 code for a protein of 168 amino acids. Gene Ontology annotation, molecular function: protein-macromolecule adaptor activity. Gene Ontology annotation, cellular component: membrane; endoplasmic reticulum. The record is from RefSeq and is a predicted model, not a curated record.